Messenger RNA from Heterobilharzia americana, 3184 nucleotides. The record is from the annotation of a GenBank genome assembly. Lineage: Eukaryota; Metazoa; Platyhelminthes; Trematoda; Strigeidida; Schistosomatidae.
AAUAAUGAAAAUGACUAGCUCCCGUUGGUUAAUAUAAAUAUGUAUACAACUUCAAUGUGAUUUCUUCGUAUUUGUUCUGAACUACUCAUCGUAGUUAGAUUACUCUGCAUUGUAUUUAUAUAUCAAAGAGGAUGUUUAAAUUAUUUACUCGUUUAUCAUUAGUACUAUUACUAUUCAGUUUUAUCAAUGGAAAUUCGAAUUUUAAAUCAUAUAUUAAUGUAGAACUGGUACAUGGUGGAUCAACUCGUGGAACUGAAGAGAUUGUAGAUAUUGAUGGGAAACAAAUAAAAGUGAACCGUUUCUUGGGUAUACCAUACGCUGUACCACCUACAGGUAAACUACGUUUUGCUCCACCAGUGCAACAUCCUGGUUGGCAAGGUGUACGUGAUGCUAUUCAACUACCUGCAACAUGUUGGCAGUAUAUUUUUGAAGGAUUCGAUGCAAAUAACCCUGCAGGUAGAAUGUGGAUCAAUAAUACCGAAAUGAGUGAAGACUGUUUAUAUCUCAAUGUAUGGACACCUACAAAUGCUGCCAGUAGUAAACGCCCACUUCCAGUCAUGGUAUGGAUAUAUGGAGGGGGAUUUACCUCUGGUAGUGCUAAUCUACAAGUAUACAAUGGAGCUAUACUUUCAGCUACACAAAAUGUAAUCAUAGUUUCUAUGCAAUAUCGUGUUGGUGCAUUCGGAUUUUUACGACUCGAUCCUUUAGUUGGCAGUAGCAAUGAUUACAGUUCCUACGAUGCUAACCGUACGAACAUUAACUCAAGUAUACCAGACCCAGAAGUGGCUUUAGGUAAUCAAGGUAUAUUAGAUCAGUAUAUGGCAUUAUUAUGGGUAAAAAAAAUAUUCAACGUUUCAAUGGAGAUCCAGAUCAAGUGACCAUAUUUGGUGAGUCCGCUGGAGCUGUAAGUGUAUCGAUUCUAUGGUUAUCACCUAUUGCACAACCAUAUUUCAAAAGAGCUAUUCUACAAUCUGGUAGUUUAUAUGCAAGAUGGGGACUGGAUGAACCGUAUGAAGCACAUGAAAAAGCAAUUGAAUUUGCACUUGCUUGUGGAUGUAAAUCGCCAUCAUUAAAUAGAAGGUCAAGUCUGGCAUGUCUUCAGAACCUAGAUCCGCUUACUUUAAUAAAUCAGUUGGACAGCAUAAAUUCUGCAAUUGCUAAACGUCGCUAUAACACCAUCGCUCACUGUCUAAAUCCUAAAACUUUUAUAAGUGAAUCAAUUCUACCCGGUCAGUCUUCCAGUAGUCGACUGUACUUUGAUGUACCCUUCCAGCCAGUUAUCGAUGGGUAUGUUAUUUUAAAACAUCCUGACGCUAUUUUCACCUCGAAAAACACCAGUUUGUUAAAAAAUCAACCGGAACUACUGAUUGGCAUCAAUGAGAAUGAGGCGAUGUUUUUCCUUCUACCAGGAAUGUCAAUAAAACAUACGAAAUUUGUAUACGAAAAUGGAACAAUGUUAAUGCCUCAAACUUUUGACUUAGCCGCCGAAAGAAAACAAUUCAGCGAAGAUGAAGAAAUAGCUGAUUUCUAUUGGAUUACAGCUACACAAAUCCUAGAUGAAUCACAAAUUAGACCUGGUUUAGCCAAAUUACCAUCAUACUUCUACAGUUUACCAUUUCACUCAGGUCCCAAUGAUGGUUAUUAUGAUCCAGAUACAAUUAAACUAACCGGUGAAGAACUUAUCAAACGAUUAGACCGAUUCGCAGGUGAUUUAGACUUUGCUUGUCCAACACUAAACUUUGCUGAUCAAGUUGCCAGAUUACCAGGAGCAAAAGUAUUUCUAUAUCACUUCAACAAACGAACUCAGUCAUUGCCUUUGCCUAAUUGGACUGGUGUUAUGCAUGGUUAUGAAAUCGAAUAUGUCUUCGGUAUGCCAAAUGAUCCUGAAUUUUCAAAGCAGUUUUAUGCUUUUACUGAUGAAGAGAAACAGAUUAGCUCUAGUAUUAUGAAAAUGUGGACAAAUUUCGCUAAAACUGGACAUCCAUCGAAAAGCGAGACUGGUGAAAUUUUUCAACCUGAAUGGCCUUUAUACCGUCGUACAGAUGGAUUGAUAACUAAGGACUUCGAUUAUUUAAUUAUUGGUGAUCAGUUAACACUUGGAAGUGGAUUACGACGUGAUGGGUGCAAAUUUUGGUUACAUGAAAUGAGAGAUAUGACAAAUUUACUUCAAGGCACAUGUAAAAUGGUAUCCAAAGGGAUACGUAUUGCUGAAAAUUAUAUUCUACUCACAGGAUUUGGGUUUUUCAUUUCAAUUGGAUACAUCAGAUGUUAUCUUUGAUACCUGAACAAGUAAUCAUGUUUUAAAACUAUCUACACAUUGAAAAAUGAAAAAAAAAAGUAAAUACAAUUAACGAUGAACUUUAUGCGUAAAAAUAAAGUUGAGCUAUUUAACUAGAGAUAGCUAACUAUAUAAAUAUUUAUAAAAAUGGAGAAAAACAGAGAUGAAUAUACGUUUGUCAGUGGAUAAAAAAAAACACAUUUACAAGCUUUCCUUUGGAGUUAAAUGAUCAAAUAAACGAUCAAGUGAAUUAUUAUUAUUAUUAUGAUUAUCAUUACUAUUAUUUCUGUUAUUAUGACAAACCUACUGCAUUUGUUAUUUGAAGUUAAGAUUGUUAAUUUUAAUUGUAUUAUUUCUGUAUAACUUGUGCAAUCUUUUUACUAGCUCAUAUGUACAUUCUAAUUCAUUUAUAAGUUGUUAUCAACUGUGAAAUAUACAUAAUGUGGAUAUAUUCAUAUAUAUAUCAGUAUAUUUUGAUAUCUUCUAAAAGGAGAUAAAUUAUUCAAUCGAAACUGAUAAAUUAAUCGGUUCUACUUGAUAUUUUAAAUUAACCAUAUCAAGAUAAAUAUGCAACUUCAGAGAUUAAGAAAACCAAUAUGUAGUUUACUUCUGUAUCUAUACUCUUAUAAUCUCUCAGAAAAUGUAUUUGUCAACUGUUGUAUUCUUUCUAUCGUAUUUAUUCAAUCCUUUUUGGGUCUUUAUUUGUUUCAAUUACAAUUACUAUUUGUUAUUGUUAUUGUGAUGUUUAUGAUGAGUGAAAGACACUCAAGUUACUUUCUUAGCAUUAUGAGGUGUAUGUAACUUAUGUAUGUACAUUUCUUUCUAGAAAUUCACUUGUUAACAGUCAUUCACUUUCAAUAAAGUUACUCACUGGGUGGAUGUAAUUCAUUUUCUUUUAGUUAGAGG